Molecule: messenger RNA, 606 nt
Organism: Rosa chinensis
Lineage: Eukaryota; Viridiplantae; Streptophyta; Magnoliopsida; Rosales; Rosaceae
Exons: 3
Coding region: 2-451 (149 amino acids)
Source: RefSeq, a predicted model, not a curated record
UAUGCAUACGACCCAACAUGGAGUCAAAUUGAUGAUUCCCCCAAGCAUGUCGCUUCAAAAGAACAAGGAGGUAAAGAAGAAAACAUCCUCAACCUCCCGAGCAAGUGGUACUUUUCAUGCAAAGCAAGCGAAUGCUACAAGUUUUGAAGUGAACAAAGGGGUGAAGAGGAAUGCUGGUGUAGAUUUUGAUGUCCCUCUUCGUCGAAGCAAUCGUGUAAAGUCUAUGAGUUCUCCUUCUCCUCGUGGUCCUCCAGUUUAUCUUGAGUUGUCUGAGUCUGAUCACGGAGAGGAUUCUCAAGGGGGUCCAACUGAUUCUUCUAAAGAGGACCAUACUAAUUUUUCAAAAGAGGUAUCUGAUCAUCUGCUUGAAGUGCCUCCCAUGGAUAUAAUUAAUCAAGAUGGUGAUGAUCAGGUUGUCGAAGAUGAAGGCAUGAGUGAUGGUGGUAACUAAGUGCACAACAUCCCUUUUUGCUCAUCUACUGCUCUUUUUUUUUUCUUAUUGCCAAGAUUCUUUUUUUUUUUUUGUAAAUCUGAUGAUGUUGCUUCUUCGCAGGCCAUUGAAAACGGCGGUGUGAGUAAUGACAAUCAGGUUGAUGCGGAAUUCGA